Molecule: messenger RNA, 594 nt
Organism: Knipowitschia caucasica
Lineage: Eukaryota; Metazoa; Chordata; Actinopteri; Gobiiformes; Gobiidae
Source: the annotation of a GenBank genome assembly
AUGCUGCACGGACAGCCCCUGCACAACCAUGUCAGCCAUCUGCCAGCAGGGGUCAGCUCUUCUCUGCUGGUCGGUAAAGAUGGGCGGUAUUGUUCCUCUAUUUUGAAUGAAGACAUGUUGGCUAAUCAGAAUUUGCAACCUAAAAAGAAGCACCGAAAGUCUCCUUCACCCACCAAAAUAAAAGAAGAGCGGGUGCGAUAUAUGACACCACUUGAAGACGACGACUUGUCUCUGAAAGUUCAGAAGAAUUUCAUCUGCGAUCAUUGUUACGGAGCCUUCAGGAGCAGCUAUCACCUCAAAAGACACAUAUUGACACAUACAGGAGAAAAGCCAUUUGCCUGUGAUUCAUGUGAUAUGCGAUUUAUUCAACGGUAUCACCUUGACCGACACAAACGCGUACACAGUGGAGAAAAACCGUAUCAGUGUGAUCGCUGCCGCCAGAACUUCUCACGGACAGACCGGCUGCUGAGGCACAGACGCUUGUGUACAGCUGGAAUUGUAAAGGAAGAAAACCAGCCUUAUUCCCAGGCGUCCUCUUCACACAGUGCUGCCUGGGGCCCUUUGCAGUCCGCCAACAGUCGCUUAACUGUGUGA